This is a messenger RNA of Dermacentor andersoni, 934 nucleotides long. RefSeq lists its product as uncharacterized. Lineage: Eukaryota; Metazoa; Arthropoda; Arachnida; Ixodida; Ixodidae. The record is from RefSeq and is a predicted model, not a curated record.
AAGGGCAAGCGCUUGCCGGGAGGGGGGAAUCCCGACCGCGCGUCUCGUGCGAACCCGUCGAGGAAACUAAGCCGCCUCGACGUUUGCCCGAUGAUCCCGCACGCGCUCGUGGUCGGUGGCGUAUUGCCCGGUAGCGUGGCAACCUCUCUGCGUCCGUCCGGAUGCAGCUAUACGCGGGACGUAAUAACGGAACCAACAAGAGUUGAUGCGAGCUCGCGGAAUCAAGAAAAAAAAAAAAAAAAGAGAGGCAUAGCCAAAUGAAGUUUGAUCCGCGCUCCCUUGAGCUACGAGGCGGAUCGAGUAUAAAUGUCUGAGCGACGCCCGCCAGCCGUCAUUCACUCCUGCUCUACGCUCACCACGUGUGCCUUGGAGAGUCCUCUGUUGCGCAGUAUCCUGCAAGCAUGUGCCGUGUGUCACUUUGUGUUUUCGUACUGCUGAUAGCUGUCACCAUGGUUGCCGGGCAGAGACGACGUCCAAACUUUGACUUCAAGCCGGAACCUCCCCGACAUCGGCUGAACGUGUUCGGAUCGGCGUCCGGCAACAACGGUCGCAACUACGACGCCAACGUGGGUGUCCGCGGCGAGUACGACUUGCACCGCUCCAAGAACGGCGGCCGGGUGACCGGCUACGCCGAGGGCUCGCAGAGCUUCGGCCGCUUCGACGGACACUCGUACCGGGGAAAGCCGCAGGGAGAGGUCGGAGUGCGCGCCCACAUACCUUUCUGAGAGCGACGCCUGUGCAACCGGGUGCGAGGACCAGGGAAAUUCUGUGCUCGACGGAGAUCGACCGACGGAGCCGCGCAACCGUUCGCGCGCGAGGGCGCGCGUAUACGGGAACGACGGCGAGAGCUUUGUUCGGAAGGACGGGUUUUUAUUACUUUUUUUUUUGAGUUGCUGUUCUUCUCUAUUGUUAAAUAAAGCAAAAAUACACCUUG